Daldinia vernicosa is the source of this 975-nucleotide messenger RNA. RefSeq lists its product as uncharacterized. The record is from RefSeq and is a predicted model, not a curated record. The transcript has 3 exons. Bases 198 to 857 code for a protein of 219 amino acids. NCBI's taxonomy places the organism in Eukaryota, Fungi, Ascomycota, Sordariomycetes, Xylariales, Hypoxylaceae.
CGUGAGGUUAAUAUAAAGUUUCUGCAGAUAAGUUUCUCCGAAUUUAAUAUUAGCACGCCGCUAAUGCCCCGGCUUAGAACCUCAAGUGCAUAAUGGCGGCAAACGGGUUGGCGUCUCGUCCCGCAUUACAUACACUAAUGUUCGGCUACCUGUCACUGUCUGACGGAUACCAAAUUAUGAAACUCUAGGUUAGGCCGAUGGCUACGCGAGCCGAACCUCAGUCCUUCCAGGACCGCGAAUUAUUCCCUUCCUUUCGUGACUGUCCGGGGGAGCACGUUUGGGAUGACCGGUACCUCGUCGACCGCGGCGGAGCCGGUACGAACCGCAAGCACUGGUGCCUCCUAGGAGAAAUUAUCCAGGCGGACACUAUCAUCCGCCCUCGUAUCGUAGCGAAGGAUCACAAAGGUGAUCGGUUUGUUGUUGCGUUCUACCCCGACGAUCCGAACGAUAUGCCCCGCCUCCUCAAGAACUUCAAGGUGGGCAAUACCAUUGCUAUCUUCUACCCCUUAGUUCACCAGUUUCUCGACGGAAGCAUUGGCGUGAGAAUCGAAGACUCCGACGAGGUUCUAAUUAUCCCUCUCGGGUUCAAAGAUGUCAUCAAGAUGAACGAACAAGUCCUCAAGUACGCAGUCGGGGAAGGAACCCAGCGGAAAUGCCACGGUUGCGACGACGUAAAGGAGAAUCUCAACACCUGUGCAAGAUGCGCGCUCUUCAACUAUUGCGACAAGGAUUGCCAAACGAAGGCGUGGACCGAGAAAGAGCAUAAGAAAUUUUGCAAGACGCUCAGCCGGGAGGAUAUCAAGCUCAUGCACUUCCUAAAGUACGAGACCUACGACGCCUCUAUUUCCUUUGCGUAAACCGUAGCAGGUCGAUGCGCAUAGUCCUUGCAUUUGCUUGACACCCUACUUGACCAUCUGCAGAAUACGACUUGUCGAUUGGGUCAAGUCAUUAAAGAUGGAGUGUUGAGUCUUAUCC